This is a messenger RNA of Anarrhichthys ocellatus (wolf-eel), 1385 nucleotides long. It is a transcript of the gene unc50, whose product is annotated as unc-50 homolog (C. elegans). The coding region runs from base 89 to 862 and encodes 257 amino acids. The record is from RefSeq and is a predicted model, not a curated record. Gene Ontology annotation, cellular component: Golgi membrane. NCBI's taxonomy places the organism in Eukaryota, Metazoa, Chordata, Actinopteri, Perciformes, Anarhichadidae. The transcript is spliced from 6 exons.
GACAGAUCAGGAAGCGUCUACAAAUAGCUACAUAAACGAGCCAGAGUUGGGGCUUUCUCCUACUAAGGAGUACAGCAAAAACAGCACCAUGUUGCCGACCACCUCACCGAACAGCAAUGGCGCCCUCGGUUCGAGCGACACCGCGCGCCACACGGCAGGCUUCAAGCGCUACAAGUACCUGCGACGGCUGCUCCAUUUCAGACAGAUGGACUUUGACUUCGCCUUGUGGCAAAUGCUUUACUUGUUCACGUCGCCGCAGAGAGUCUACCGCAACUUCCACUACAGGAAACAGACCAAGGACCAGUGGGCCAGGGACGACCCGGCUUUCCUGGUCCUGCUCGGCAUCUGGCUGUGCGUGUCAACAGUAGGCUUUGGGCUGGUGUUGGAUAUGGGAGUGGUGGAGACUCUGAAGCUGCUGCUGUGGGUGGUUGUUGUUGACUGUAUAGGAGUUGGGCUUCUCAUAUCAACCCUCAUGUGGGUUAUCAGCAACAAGUACCUGUUGAAGCAUCCCAGCAGAAACUUUGAUGUGGAGUGGGGCUACGCAUUCGAUGUUCACCUCAAUGCCUUCUACCCUCUUCUAGUCAUCCUGCACUUCCUGCAGCUCUUCUUCAUCAACCAUGUUGUGGUAAUAAACUCAGACUGGUUCGCGGGAUACUUUGUUGGGAACACUAUGUGGCUGAUCGCCAUCGGUUAUUAUCUCUACAUCACGUUCUUGGGUUACAACGCUCUACCCUUCCUGAAGAACACCGUGGUGCUGCUCUACCCCUUCGCUCUGCUCGCACUUGUUUACGUCCUCUCCGUCUCUCUGGGCUGGAACUUCACUCAGGGCCUCUGCUGGUUUUACAAGUACAGAGUCCAGUAGGACCGGUUUGUCUCUGAGGUUGGACUCUAGUCGGCUCCAGGCCGACUCAAAAUCUGUUUCCAACUCACAUCUAGGUGUCAAGAAUGAAUUUCCAGCUUCUGUUUGUCAACAUCUGGAUCGGGAAGGACUCUGGUGGACUCUCCGUGAACUGGGACGCUGAGCUGGUCGACUCUCAAUUGACUGUUAAUUUUCUGUCUGGCUCUUGUGUUGAGCUCCGAUGUCGGUGAACAGGGAUGUGUUUGGACUCUAGUUGCGGAAAACAGGAGGAUACAGCUUUUAUUGUUCUUUUUGUAUGAUUUGUAAAUAUUCUGGCAGGUUGUAAUAUAUACACAGAGGAUUGUUUCUGAAGAGGAAAACAUUUGCUUUGUUUCUUUGAGUUUUCUUUAAAAAGAAGAAAUAAUCCUCCUUAUUGAAGAGAUAAAAAGGAAAGUGGAGGAACAUGGGAAUGACACUUUUUUUCACCCCCCUUUCUGUUUUUUCUUAAAGUGUACAUUCCAAAGCACUUCCAAUAAAAGGUUUUAUU